AUGGUAGCUGCUAUCCGCCGAAGAAAGAUGAUCGGCCAUCGCCGACGGGUGGAAGACGAAGGCGAGGAUGAGGGUGGUCUUGAACAGCUCGACAUUGACGAUGACUCCUUGACAGAUGGGUCUAUGGCUUCCGAGGAUCCCGAUCCGGCCGACGACAGUGAUACUAGUAAUGUCGAUGAGGCUUCACCGACGACGCCUGCUGCUCCGAAGUUGACCAGUCAAGCGGCCAAUGGCAACGGUAAUGUGAAGAGGACGCACACCAAGUCUUCCGGCGGCCACCCAACGAAGGGCUCCAGAAAGACCGGCCCAAACGCUGUAUCAGACACUGAAUUCAUGAUGAGCAACCUAAACAUUUCGGACGAAGCUGCUCCGGUGCAGGUGCUGAAUUUUGAAGAAUCUAUGGAAUCUCAAUCCAAGUCCUCGGCCCCUAUAGUGGUUAGCUCGAAUUCUGCUGUUGCGAAUCCGGAUUCCUCUCAAGACCCAACUACUGAUAAGCGACGAAAGGAGCAUGAUGAGUAUAGGCGCAAACGAGACGAGGAUCCGUGGUUCGUUCCCAACCGAGGCGCCUUCUUUAUGCAUGACCACAGACAUGCCGGCCCUUCUGCCAACGGAUUUCGCCCUUUCGGUAGGGGUCCUCGGGGGAGAGGUCGCGGUGCUAACACGUAUAGUCAUCAAAUCCAUGGUCCGGCAGAUCCAACGACAAAUGGACCUUGGGCACACGAUAUGCACGAGGCAGUCGCACAGCCUAUACAUGCCCGACAACCGCGGCCCUCGUUUACUGACGAUGGUCCACCGAACGGCGAUGGCUAUAUUCCCACUUGCUCUGCCAGCACUACACCAAUCAACCGGACUAUGGCUACAGAUAAGCAUGUUGGCAAUGUGCAGAUCAGAGUCUACUUCCCAGGAAUAAAGGAGCCCGUCAUCUUCCCCGGUAUACAAGUACGACAGUAUACAAAAUUACCAGACCACCGACCACCACUAAGACGCGACAAGCCUGUCCGUAUCUCCCUACCUGAUUUCCCUCCCCGAUAUAUCUUUCCAGCCACCGACAGGUCUUUCAUCUUUAUACCCCGAGCGAUGCGUCCGAACCAACGACUGCGGGGCAAGCCAAGGUCUGGUCUUGGAUCUAUUGGCGGGUUUUCUAGGAGGACGAGCGUGUUUGGGGGGAGUGUGUACGCUGGCAGUGCGUAUACUCCGAGCAUCGCUCUUAGCCGACGAUCUUCGAUUGCCCCUGAUUUGGGGAGAGAUUAUCUGGUAUCCCCGACCGGUUCUACUAUGUCGCGACCGCCAUUACCCUAUGACGCUGCUCGGCCUGUUGUCAGGCUCCCUCCACAAGGUCGACCUGAACAACACAGCUUCCCGCUGUUGAUGGUACACCAGCAGAAGGGGUUGCUGGAGCCGGUGUUCCAGGAGAAUAGACCUGUACCCUAUUAUGCACCAGCCUCGGCCGCAGAAGACUGUCUCGGUAGCCGGCAUCGAGUCACCAGAAAUGCAGCACAAUCCGUCCCAACCAUAUCAGCAGGCCUUCCACCAACAAGUUCCUGUUCAGUGUCGACUAGCCUGGGCCAAGAAUCUCAUGCCCGACAUCCCUCGUACCAGUCUCAACAUUCGACCGGCACACCGCUCUCCCAAAUUCCUGAACGCGCCAUUCAUGCUGCUCCUUUCCAGCCAAACCAGUUCGCCCAGCAGAACUACUACCAGCCAUACCAGAUGAUGCAGCCUCAACAAGGCUAUUACUACCCCCCAGCUACUUAUCCAGGUGCAUUAGCUCAAUCCGCCGCCACCGCACAUUCGUUCCGGGAGCGCAACAACCUCAAUCUCAGGGAAGUCAAUGGCAUGGUCUACUACUAUGAUGCAUCUCAGUUACCCCCUAUGGCUACAUACAACCCCUACCCAACGCCCCAGGGUUAUCCGAUGCCUGGUGGAGUUGUAGGCAUGAACGGUAUGGUUACCCCGAGCCCAGAUGGCUACUACUACCCCCCGUCGGGACCCGGUGUUGUCUACUACCAGCAGUGA
Molecule: messenger RNA, 2016 nt
Organism: Daldinia childiae
Lineage: Eukaryota; Fungi; Ascomycota; Sordariomycetes; Xylariales; Hypoxylaceae
Exons: 4
Coding region: 1-2016 (671 amino acids)
Biological process (GO): mRNA processing
Cellular component (GO): exon-exon junction complex
Molecular function (GO): mRNA binding
Source: RefSeq, a predicted model, not a curated record